CGAUGAGACUGAUUGAGAAAGUGUUUAAUCCUACGGGCAAGAAACAUGCCGGUACACUCAUAUUCUUCCACGGUUCUGGCGACACGGGCAAUGGUUUGACAGAAUGGAUACGGUUCCUGCUUGGCCGUGAUAUGGAAUUUCCGCACAUUAAAGUUGUCAUCCCGACGGCACCGGUACAACCGUACACACCGAUGGGAGGAGAAAACUCUAACGUAUGGUUUAACCGGAAGCGCAUCGAAAUGGACUGUCCCGAAAUACGAACGUCACUUGCCUCCAUAUACGACACCGUUAAUGAAUUGUUGGUGCGUGAGUUAGCCGCCGGUGUACCGUUGAAUCGGAUCGUCGUUGGCGGUUUCUCGAUGGGCGGCGCACUAGCAAUGCACACCGGUUAUCAUUUGAAUCGAGAUUUGGGUGGCGUAUUUGCCAUCUCUUCAUUCCUCAACAACGGUAGCAUCGUGUACGAUUCGUUGGGCUGUAUUUCGGAAGACGAAAAGCUACCGGAACUGCUUAUGAUGCACGGUGAGCGGGACACGCUGGUGCCGCUCGAAUGGGGUCAAACUACGUUCGACGAGCUGGCAAAGCUGGGUGUACGGGGUCAGUUUGUUCCUCACCGUACCGCGCUACAUGAAAUCAAGAAAGAUCAGCUGCUACGAGUCAUCGACUUUGUGCAAAAGAUCAUACCGGAACCAACGGAUGAUUACCUGGAACCGAGCAAGCCCGAAACAACGGCCAAGUCUAUCAAGAGUGUAAAGAAAGGAAAGCUUUGA
Anopheles maculipalpis is the source of this 767-nucleotide messenger RNA. RefSeq names its product lysophospholipase-like protein 1. Gene Ontology annotation, cellular component: cytoplasm. The transcript is spliced from 2 exons. Gene Ontology annotation, biological process: protein depalmitoylation. The record is from RefSeq and is a predicted model, not a curated record. Gene Ontology annotation, molecular function: palmitoyl-(protein) hydrolase activity; carboxylic ester hydrolase activity. Lineage: Eukaryota; Metazoa; Arthropoda; Insecta; Diptera; Culicidae. The coding region runs from base 3 to 767 and encodes 254 amino acids.